Erythranthe guttata (spotted monkey flower) is the source of this 974-nucleotide messenger RNA. The record is from RefSeq and is a predicted model, not a curated record. NCBI's taxonomy places the organism in Eukaryota, Viridiplantae, Streptophyta, Magnoliopsida, Lamiales, Phrymaceae.
GGCUAGAAAAGGCGGCUGCUUUUUUAUCCACAGAAUAUAUAGAAAAGGUUUAUUUUAUUAUUUUUUUAUUUUCUCUCUCUAGAAAAGAAAAAGAAAAAACGAGAGAGAGAUAGAUUUCCGUGUGUUUAGCGAAAAUGGGGAGAAGAAAGCUCGAGAUGAAGCAGAUCGAAAACAACAGUGCUCAGAUGGUUUGUUUCUCGAAGAGAAGAAAUGGUCUGAUUAAGAAAGCCAGGGAGUUAUCUGUUCUCUGCAAUGUCGACGUGGCCGCCAUUUUCUUCUCCAAGAGAGGAAAGCUUUAUGAAUAUUGUAGCGCCAAUAGCAUGGCCCAUGUCCUGCAACAAUAUCAAAGUCGAGUCGAGAGUGAGAAAGAUGGUUGCGAUACAGAGGAUCUGUACUCCAGAAACGGUGAUUAUCUUACAUAUAGUGAGCUUCUCAAAACUGUUGGAAGUGAACUUAAGGAGCCACAUGUUGACAAGAUAAGUGUGGCGGACCUUGGUCUCUUGCAGAAACAUGUUGAGACUGCAUUAAUGGAUGUACGUUCGACUAAGACAAAAAUAAUGACGGAUGCUCAGUCAAGCCUUCAGGAAAAGGAAAAUAUGCUGGAAGAAGAAAAAAAGCAUUUCAACGAGAUUGUUGAAGGCAAUAAGUGUGCUAAGAAAAAGAAGGUGGUGAUAGAUCUCAACAUUACCGCAGACGGCUAAACGACAAAUAGAAGCGGCAUACAACACCGGACCUAGCUCGUUCAAACUUUUAUGUGCAAAAUAAAAAUAAAAUAUCUGCCGAAUCAUAAGAAUGCAUGCAGGUAUAAAUAAAAGGUGCUAGAGGAAUAUGUACCUACCUGUUUAUUUGUUGCAUGGUGUGUAAGCUGCUUGACCCCUCUUAUGUAUUCGAGCUUUUGUUAAAUAUUGCUAUUAAAUAUUGCGCUCUGUUUUUAACGGUUGAACAUAUAUGGGAUGGGAUAUAUGCUUUGCUUU